AUGUUAAUGCAAAUUGUUGUCAAUGCCAAUACCAAUACCUUAUACCUUAGCUCUCGGAAUGGAAGUUGUAAUAACAAUUAACAAUUUAACAUAACAAAUGAAACAACUUACCCUCCUCUCCUCUGCCUUUGCCUGCGAUCUUUGUUUUGUUGCGUAACCCCAAUGCCAAUGCCUAACAAAACAACAACUAGUCUGUUUCUGUUUCUUCUUCUUCUUCUUCUUCUUCUUCGUUCAACAAUGUCAAUCUCAUACAUUAACAACAAUGGAUCGGAUUUUGUUUCUUCUAACUUAUAACCCACAUUCAUUCACCGGCUCCUCGCCUUUCUAGAUCAGAAUUUCUCUCUUUCCAGAACAGCUCCUCUCUGUCACCCCAAAAACCCACUCGCCAUUUUUUUCAUUCAUUUGGGGAUCUGUCUUCUAGUUCUCUCUUUAAUUUCCGUCGUGAUUGAUUGAGUUAGAGGGUAAUUAAUUUAUUGCAUGCCGCGGCGAGGAGGAGGAGGAGGAGGAGGAUUCAGAUUUUGCAAAUUCAAUUUGCAUCUGCCUUGUCUUAUGGGUUGCAUAUGCUCCAAGGGAAAAUCUACAAAUGAUUAUGUUGCUGCUGAUAACCACCAUCACCAUCUCCAUCUCACACAAACACAAAUACAAACAGAUUCCAAACCAAAGCAUUCAGACAAUGACACUGCUACUGCACGCCUCAUUACCCAUGCCGCCUCCACUCCCAUUUCCUCCGACGAAGACAAGAAUGCAAAAUCACUCCAACCUAAGGUCUCUAGGAUAUUCAGUGUCACUAGAGGGGAAAGAGGGGCGCAGGUUCUUGCUGGCUGGCCUUCUUGGCUCACUGCUGUUGCAGGCGAAGCCAUUUCUGGUUGGAUACCUCGCAGAGCUGACUCAUUUGAGAAGUUGGAUAAGAUCGGACAAGGAACUUACAGCAGUGUUUAUAGAGCUCGUGAUCUUGAAACAAACAAAAUUGUUGCAUUGAAGAAGGUUCGAUUUGCUAAUAUGGAUCCAGAAAGUGUUCGCUUUAUGGCAAGAGAAAUUCUUGUACUGCGAAGGCUUGAUCAUCCAAAUGUCAUGAAGCUUGAAGGCAUGAUUACUUCAAGGGUUUCUGGUAGCUUGUACCUUAUUUUUGAAUAUAUGGAGCAUGAUCUUGCAGGGCUUGCAGCAAGACCCAGCAUCAAUUUCACUGAAGCGCAGAUCAAGUGUUAUAUGCAACAGCUUCUUCGAGGUCUUGAGCAUUGUCACAGUCAUGGUGUUAUGCACCGUGACAUCAAGGGCUCAAAUCUUCUGCUUGACAAUAAUGGCAAUCUAAAGAUUGGUGACUUUGGACUUGCAACUCUGGUCCAGCCAUCUCAAGGGCAGCCAUUAACAAGUCGUGUAGUAACCUUGUGGUACAGACCACCUGAACUUUUACUUGGAGCUACAGAUUAUGGAGUUGCUGUGGACUUGUGGAGUGCUGGUUGUAUUCUUGCAGAACUGUUUGCCGGGAAGCCUAUAAUGCCUGGACGAACAGAGGUGGAGCAACUUCAUAAAAUUUUCAAACUUUGUGGAUCUCCUUCUGAAGAAUACUGGAAGAAAUCAAAGCUACCACAUGCAACAAUUUUCAAACCUCAACAACCUUAUAAACGUCUUGUUUCUGAGACAUUCAAAGAUUUCCCCUCAUCAGCACUGAGCCUCUUGGAGGUCCUACUUGGUAUAGAACCAAAGGAUAGAGGAACUGCAUCUUUAGCACUUCAGAAUGAGUUCUUCACAGCAAAGCCACUUCCUUGUGAUCCAUCAACUUUGCCAAAGUACCCACCAAGUAAGGAGUUUGAUGCCAAACUUCGGGAAGAAGAAGCUAGAAGCAGACGGAGAGCUUCAAAUAAAGGACAUGGACAGGAAUCAGUUGGGAGGAAUUUUAGAGAGUCUAAUGUUGUGCCAGCAUCUGAUGCUAAUGCUGAGCUUCAGGCUUCAAUGGAGAAGAGACAAGAGCAGUCCAAGUGCAUUAGUGAGAAAUUCAAUCCUGAAGAGGAUGGUGAUUAUGGCUUCCCUCUUGAACCUGCAAAGCCAAGAGCACUCAGUGUCUUCUCUCAUUCUGGCCAGUCAAUGCACCCAACUGCAUAUGGAUCCUCACGCAAUAUGAAUUUAAAACAGGAAGAUGUUCUUACUGGCACUGACCAUGCUGUUAAAUCAAGAAACUGUGAGUUGAGAAAACAAAAAUCCUACUGGCAUGGUAGCACAAAGUUGUCAAGAUUUUCUAGUUCAGUUGCAGUUCGAGGUGAUUUGCGGCUUGAUAUGAGCGGAGACUGUAGUGUAAAUUCACAGUGGCCAGAGGAUCACUUUGGUAUGAGAUGUAGUCAUUUGCCUGAUGAUGAGUCCAACCAAUUGUUGGAUGGACCCAAGCCUUCACGCAAGAAGGAUUUCCAUCUAAAUGGGAAUGAUCGUGCUAUGAGCAAUGCUCCCAAAAUGAGCCGCACACACUAUUCCGGACCAUUGCUGCCUCCGGAGGAUAAUCUUGAAGAAAUGCUCAAGGAGCAUGAAAGACAAAUCCAACAGGCUGUCCGCAAAGCUCGUUUGGAUAAGGACAAGAUUAAAAAGGUUGACAGUGAGAAUAGUCUAACCCGAUCUCUUUUUUACAAGUGACUUUGAAGAUUUAUUGGGUUGAGGACACUUGAACACAAGGUGCAAAGAUGAAUAUAUGAUUGGGAAUGAAUAAAAUCUUGAUGCUGAGAGAUGACUAAUACUCAUGGGACUUGUUCACACCAGAUAUUUAUAACUACCAUAAAAGGUAUCGUACAGAGUUCUAACAAGCAAACUUACAUGUUUCAGGACGGUGGAUAGCUAUAUAGCAAAUGAAAUCCAUGGCGAUUGACUGUAUAAUAAAUAGUUUAUGGUUUUUACUAAACUAACACACUAGCAAGUUGUUUGCCAUUUUCCAUGGCAUUACUUUGUACAUUUAAAACUGACUUUGUCAAUCACAUUUUCUUCGUUUAAUGAAUAGGCUUGUCGGUUAUUCAAGUUUUACAUGCAUGUUCAGAGGUAGAGGAAACCAUUAGCACAAGAAAUUCCGAAGCUGUUAUAGACAUACUAUUUCCAUCAUGGGAAUGUAGAUGACCAAAUUAAAUGCUAAAGCUCACUGAAUUUUAUUGUCUUUCUUUAGGAUUAUUAUUUGCUGGAUGAU
Molecule: messenger RNA, 3157 nt
Organism: Lotus japonicus
Lineage: Eukaryota; Viridiplantae; Streptophyta; Magnoliopsida; Fabales; Fabaceae
Product: probable serine/threonine-protein kinase At1g09600
Exons: 8
Coding region: 478-2619 (713 amino acids)
Biological process (GO): protein phosphorylation; positive regulation of transcription elongation by RNA polymerase II
Cellular component (GO): nucleus; cyclin-dependent protein kinase holoenzyme complex
Molecular function (GO): cyclin-dependent protein serine/threonine kinase activity; ATP binding; RNA polymerase II CTD heptapeptide repeat kinase activity
Source: RefSeq, a predicted model, not a curated record